Messenger RNA from Orbilia oligospora ATCC 24927, 726 nucleotides. RefSeq lists its product as uncharacterized. The record is from RefSeq and is a predicted model, not a curated record. Bases 1 to 726 code for a protein of 241 amino acids. The transcript has 3 exons. NCBI's taxonomy places the organism in Eukaryota, Fungi, Ascomycota, Orbiliomycetes, Orbiliales, Orbiliaceae.
AUGUCUAAUUUGGCCCCCACCCAAAUCAUAACAACUACCACCCCCUCCGGCGCCUCCACAGUCCACUCUUCCUCACCAAUCGCUUUCGUUCCUCUAAACCCCCCUUACAACACACUCUUAGCUGGUAAUGUCUUUACAACCCACACCUUCCCUACCGUCUUGUCAGACGAAGGCGACAUUAAACGACAUGAAGCCUAUGUCCCUAAGGGAAUUGGCGUAAAAAACGGAGUAGUAGCGGUAAUGAAUAAGUUUCUACCAGGGGCAGAGUGUCCAGCACAUAGAACCGAGACAAUCGACUUUGGAGUUGUUGUGGAAGGGGAGCUGGAGGUUUUAUUGGAUGGUGGGGAGAAGAAGAGGUUUGGGAGGGGGGAUGUGGUUGUUCAGAGAGGAACGUAUCAUGGAUGGAGGAACCCGAGUAUGGAGAAUGAGACAUUGGUGUUUUUUGUGGCUGUUGCAGCGGAGGCUGUUGUUGUUGGUGAGGAGGUGCUUGGGGAGGAUUUGAAGAAUCUGGGGAUAUACUACCUAUGGAUCGAGCACAAGCUUGCGAUGGAUAUCGCGAGGACUAGUGCAACAUGGCUUGACAAAAAAUAUGAACUUGCAUUUGAAACGGUAGUUCAAUAUGACCUAAGUAAUCUAAGAUCUCAAGAACUACAAACUGGUUUUGUUCUCAAUUUUGCGAUCUUUUCUGGUGCCGACACUACCCAACUGACACUCGGGUACUCCUAG